Messenger RNA from Chilo suppressalis (striped riceborer), 1462 nucleotides. Lineage: Eukaryota; Metazoa; Arthropoda; Insecta; Lepidoptera; Crambidae. The record is from the annotation of a GenBank genome assembly.
UCCGGUCGUGUCUAUGGGUACGCUGCCAUUUUGAAACGUUUCAGCCGGCAGUGCUUUUUGUUCGUGUGGAGCGCUUGCUCGUUGUGAAGCGUAAUUGUGAUUUAGCCAAGUAGUUUUAUUUUUAAUUGAACUCUAUCAAAAUGAGCUGGCAAGAUUAUGUCGAUAAACAGUUAAUGGCAUCCAGAUGUGUAACCAAAGCUGCGAUUGCCGGUCACGAUGGAAAUGUGUGGGCCAAGUCAGAAGGUUUCGAAAUAUCAAAAGAUGAAGUUGCGAAGAUAGUGGCUGGAUUUGAAAAUGAAUCACUCCUUACAAGUGGUGGAGUGACGAUAGCGGGUACACGGUACAUCUACCUCAGUGGUACAGAUCGCAUCAUACGCGCAAAACUCGGCAAAGUCGGCGUACACUGCAUGAAGACGCAACAAGCUGUCGUCAUCUCUUUGUAUGAAGAACCCAUCCAACCCCAGCAAGCAGCAUCCGUAGUGGAGAAGUUAGGAGACUAUUUAAUUACCUGUGGUUAUUAGAGAUCGAAGCGCGCCGUGAUCUAAGAAUACUAUAAGAUAAUAUUUUUCCACAGGGAAAUAAGUAACUGCAUUUUGUAUAUUCUAUAAAGUGAUAAGGACCGUUCAUUUGUUUUGAUAUUGAUAAAUUAUGGCGUCAUCAGUGUCUGAUGCGUUUAGUAACUGUGCAGAUACAAUUACUUUGCGGAUCCUGGACCCAUUUUUUAUACCGCUCACCGCUUCCACAGAGUGAUUGUUACUGUAAUCUGGAUUAAAAUUGUAUUUUAAAAUUUGCUUUCCUGGACCCGUAUAGUAAAGCAUAAUUCGGCUUUGCGAGCAGGUCUCAAAGCAUGAUGUAUAGAGAUUUUUUUAGGUUUUCUCAUCAAGCAUCCUGGUACGUGUUGAAUCAAAUUAUAAUGAAAUAUUUUUACUGAUUCCUAUUUAUAUCAAUCACCUCAUCUCGACAUACGGAUGCUUGAUUAGAAGUAUAAUAACCACGUAAUGAAAUUACUGUAACAAUAUUAUACGACCUUUAUAUAUAUUAUUACAAAAUAAGCAUUUGUGUAAGGGCUUGUUACAAAUGAAAGACACUGUAACCCAAGUAUUACAAUUUAAUUAAAAUCUCUAGUCCCACUGGAACCAUCGUGUGAGCAUCGUCUGCCGAAACACCAGCGAGCGGCACUGAGCGUGCGUGUACGCACUCGCUGAUUCAUAUUUCUGCUAUGCUUUAUUUUAUUGCGUCGCAUUUAUAAUAUUGUGUAGUGAAAAUAAACAUUUUGCAUUCUGUUCUUAUAUUGUCUUAACUGCAGAAACUAGAAGCGCUCAAUUAUCCUGUAUCCCUGAAACAAGGCUUGCAGUAAACGAAGGGUGCAUAUUGUUUAUAUUUGAUAUUACUACUAUAGCUUUGUACAUUGUUUCUGAUAAGCGAUGGGAACUGUGUCUAUCUAAUAAUAAAAUGAUUUGUA